AUGACCACUGCCACACAGAGCUCACUUGAUCCCCGACUAGAGGCGGCGGCUCUCUGUGAUAUGCUGACGGACUACGAAAUCCAAAUGAUACAGCGAGCUCUGCAAAGCUGUGGCAGUGCCAACAAAGCAGUCACAAUGCCAGCAAAGAAGUCCAAGGCGUCAAGACCAACCAAGUCGGAGUCUUUAUUGAAAUCUAGGAGGUCCGGCGUUCUGGUCCAGAAAACACUCACCAACUGGGCUCUUAAAGUCGAAGGCAAAUACAAAAACCCUGUCACCACAACAAAGCUAGAGGCAAACAAUAUAUUAUCGACUGGGCACGUGGCCACUCCACGUAGCAUCUUGAACACUACUGAUGUUGUCUCGGUUUCUUCCGCUACCAAUGCGGAUGUACGGACUACGCGUUCUGCUGCGCGUCGUUCAUCGGCGUGCACCUCAACCGAUGUCUCCCCAACUCUGCCCUUUAAGCGGUGCAGACUAGGUUCUACUGCGUCGGUAGCCCUUUCGUUACGUACCCAAAUUCGUGAUCAGAACGAGUUGCGACAACAGCGUCAAGAGUAUUCCCAGUCAUUCGCUGAACCCGACACCUCUCCUGCUUCCAAAUUUGUUAUUCAGGAGCGAAGGCGUCAAGGUGGACGUCGGAGGAGGCGACAUUCAUCACCAACCGCUCUUCACCUAAUCAAAACGGGCAUCAAACAUCUUCGUCGCAGUUCAGGACGUGGACGUUCCUUUGGAGGUGUAUUACGUGACUCAGAUAUUGAGGAGAAUUCUGUCGAUACUAUUGCCGCAGAUUUUGUCGAUGGAAAGGCAGCAGGAGAAGGCUCUUCAAAGGCAGUGACGAACGGUGAGGUAAUUGAGAUAAAGGGUGACGGAGAGAAUGAAAAUGGACAAAAGAAGGAGGAUGAGAAUGACGAUGACGAGGAAGAUCCCCGCUUUCGAAUCAUUAGGGAUGCAGAUCGGAAACUUUUCCAAAACGUCCAAUCCCGUGUUCAGGAGUGUCUUCCACAGUCACUGGAGAACAGCAAGCAGCUCCCACCUACAGAUAAUCCCCGUCUGUUGAACAAUACUAACGCUUCAUCGAGGACGCGAACUUCAACGGGAUCGACUCUGCUGAGGGAGAUCCCGUCUCGAUGCCCUCCUCGAAUCCAGUUUGGCAAGUACUGCAUCACCACCUGGUACUCUGCGCCAUAUCCAUCUGAAUAUGCCAGGUUGAAUCUACUUUACAUUUGUGAAUACUGCUUGAAGUACUUCAAGACAGAGGAUGUCUUCAAGCGGCAUAUGAGCAAAUGUACCACAUUCUAUCCACCGGGAAAUGAAAUUUACCGAUGUCAGAACAUCUCCGUCUUCGAGGUGGAUGGUCAGAUGUCUAAACUUUAUUGUCAGCAACUCUGCAUCUUGGCCAAGUUGUUCUUGGACCACAAGACCCUCUACUACGAUGUGGAACCCUUCCUUUUCUAUGUGAUUACCAUUCAUGACCCACGUGAGGGUUUCCAUUUAGUUGGUUAUUUCUCCAAGGAGAAACGCUCAGCCCAGAAGUACAAUCUUAGCUGCAUUAUGGUACUGCCUCCCUAUCAGAAACAGGCCUAUGGACGUUUCCUCAUCGAUUUUAGUAAGCUUGCUUCAACUGCUUUGAUACCUCGUUCCGUCUUACAGUGUUCAUUGUAUGUGUUCCUGAGAGUCUUCGGCUUAUAA
This is a messenger RNA of Hydatigera taeniaeformis, 1689 nucleotides long. The record is from the annotation of a GenBank genome assembly. Lineage: Eukaryota; Metazoa; Platyhelminthes; Cestoda; Cyclophyllidea; Taeniidae.